AUGACCAUCAUGGGUGACUCCCUCCCCAUCAUUUCCCUCACCCAAUCGACCCUCGUCAACCGGCUCGGCGAGGAUAUUCUCGCCGCGGCCUUUAUCAGCGAGGAGCACUUCAUCACUCUGCACCCUCGCAACGAAACCCUCAACUUCAGCCUGGAGAUCAAAUGGUUCUUCAUCCAGCCUCGCGGCGAUUGUGGAAAAUUCUUCGCUGUCCCCAACAACGUCACCCUGAACAAGGGGGGGGUCAUUGUUCUGAAAGUUUCGGACGACGACAGCCUCCCAUCUGUUCACCACUACUCUGCCGAGACGCCUGAACAUGCGCAGAAAAUCUCACUGGAGUCUGUCAGGAGCCCGGUGCAGGAAGAACCCGACCUGGAAUUAGCGCAUGUUACCAAUAGCGCGGCCCACGACCUUUUUGACAAACUGGUGGGCCUGGCUGAUCAUCCAUCCCGAGCAAAGGGGCUGGCGCCCCGUGAGGCAGUCUCGCGCGGGGCUUGUGAUGAUUUUGCGGCGAUGAAGAUUUCCGGGGAUGAAAAGAUCGAUGGAGUUGCAGCCGCUCCCUUGAUGCGCAAUUCUGUUUCCCUGCAGCCCGAGUCUGCACCCCCGAAGCCCGGUUCUGCUCCGUUGGCGCCUGAACCCGCACCCAAAAAAGGGGAUUUGGAUGCACUCAUGAACCUUCUAACAGACAAUGGCAAGCCGCCAAGGCAGCAAGUGUCCGAGAACAAGCUGCCCAAGCCACCAAUCACCAAUGUCAAGCCGACGGACGAAGAUCCAAAGGUCUUAGACUACUACAAAGACGUCAAGCUGGUGACUGGACUGGCGACCCUGUUCCAAGAGAUCCUGCGGCUCAAGAGAAUGAGUACGACAGACCGGAAGCAACCAUACGGCAUUACCGAUCCCGAGGAGGCCAACCUGGCGAUGAAGGAGAAUGCCGACAUCGCGUACGAAGUCAUACAUGGAGGGCUGGGGGGCUACUACGACAGCAUCAACAUGUACACUCGCACCUAUAAGAAGGAGGUCACGCAUUCGGACCUGAAGAUCGAAUUUUCAAAGGAUAUCUUCCAACCAUUUGACUUCUCCGAAAGAACGCUGGCCGAGAUAUCGGGGUUUAUCGAGCAGUAUAUCUCGGCGAUCGCGCAGGUGAAAACCGACACGAAAUCAACAGGCUUCCGGAACGCCUUCUCCAAGCAGAUACACCAGAUAUUGAAAGUCAACGUGGGCGACGAUGAUAAUAAGUACUGGGUAAUGCAGCCCAGGUGCCAACUGUUGUACAUGAAAAUCGACAGCGAGUCGUACAAGGAAACGACCAAGACGUGCCUGAAGGAGAGUACUAAGGAUACAUUCACCUUCUAUAUGGACUAUGUCAUCGUGGAGGCCGAUAUCAACACUGAAAUUGUGGAAGGAAGACGCGAUAAACUCACGCAGGCCGUUUACAUGAUCAGUGACAAGAACGUCGACGAAUAUGUGAAGCAGGCAGGAGUGGCAAAUGAGGUCACUGGUUCGCUUCCCAAGGUGAAUGGCAUGUGA
Molecule: messenger RNA, 1524 nt
Organism: Aspergillus heteromorphus CBS 117.55
Lineage: Eukaryota; Fungi; Ascomycota; Eurotiomycetes; Eurotiales; Aspergillaceae
Exons: 1
Coding region: 1-1524 (507 amino acids)
Source: RefSeq, a predicted model, not a curated record